AUGCCGUGUUCAUUUCGAGCUCGUGUAAACGAGCUUUGGUCUAUAUGGUACACUGUAGUAAUGGUACUUCUACAGACUUAUUUAAUUUAUCUUGGUUUCGAACGUUAUCGGUUAUAUUCGGAAAUGAAAUGGCCACAUGGUGCCUAUCCAAACUUUUGGUUAAAUGUUUAUAUUAUAUUGUAUUUCUCAUGCAUACCUGGUUUACUACUGUUUAUGGCAUUUGGAAUAUUCAAAUCUGGCAAUAUUGCUGGCGAUAAUGAUCAACUUGGUGCUCGAAUCGAUCGUGUCAUUGAAAUUACGCGGAGUUCACAUAGAUAUGAAGGAGGAGGAUGUUCAUUUUUGCGAUGCAUCAAAUCACUGUGGCAACAUGCACCACCGUUGCCACAACUUAUUCAUCUAGUAAUGGCGCUUAUUCAAUUAUUCGCCCAACAAGUGAUGUUAUCCCAACUUUAUCGAUACGGUUUCAUCAAUUCCGGUGAUUUUUUGAACACAGAGCUUGAUUUCGUAUAUCAACGUGCCCGACAACUGGCGACAAAUCUACCGAUGCUUAAUAGCCGAUUGCAGGGUUUUCGUAUAUCUGCACAGGAUUUGACUGCUACACCAAUCAGUCCUAAUUUAUUACCAAUAUUGAUGCAUGCUCGUUUGUUUGGAAUACCGCUGGAGUUUGUCAAUUUGCUGAUUGCACUAUUCGUCUAUACGUGUGCUUAUUCAGCAGUUUUCUGGCAUACCAAUAAACCGUUUAGUUUUAUAUUUUCUCUUCAUUUGUUGAUUUAUUCGGCGACGGUUAUUUGGUCUUAUCUCGGGUUUAGUGUUCUUCAUCGCAUACAGGAAACAAACUAUGCUAGUGUCCGACCGGUUGGUCUCGGACAAUAUUUGAUCUCUUCACGUCCCUUAAAAAUUUAUCAUCCAUCCGCAAUUAUUAUCACGUAUGUUACGACAAUUAUGUUUAUUAGUUUUGCACCCAUCGCAUUAUAUAUGUAUGGCUAUAGCAAAUAUUUCAUAAACAUGUCAAAUGUGCGGCAAAAGAGUGCCUUUAGAAGUCAGGCGAGCAGUAUUAGUGGUACGCAGAGUGAAUAUUCAGAAUAUCGUCUCCGAAGUUCAUCCAAGGUGCCACAAGCUAGGUUAUGUUGUGAUGGAUAUGUGUCUCACAUAUUUGCAAUAAUUUUGCUUGUUUUAAUUGUUAUCGCCAAAGCUCCAACCAUAUAUGCGCAUAUGGUUAUCUAUCAGCAUGAAGAAAAGGCGCUAUUGUUAUCUUGCAUCGUUAUUGAUAUUGUUUUUCUGUUUGCCUGGAUUAUUCUUUGGCUCAUACUUACACUUAAAAGAGAUUGGAAUUUCAAAGUUAUUCAUCAAGUGCAUGAAAUUAUUGCUCUUCAGAAUGGGCCUCGGACGAUGGUUGCUUCUCCCACAAAAAUCAUCGAAAAAAAACCAUCCGAACUAAAAAAUGCAUUGGUAUUAAUGCAUGGUGACGAGAUGUAUCUUACGGAUGAUACCAUAGCUAAAAAGUCACUAUUACGGCAAGCACAGAAAAAUGGAAUUGGUACAACAAGCGAAGGUACUUACUGGUUGAAAGGAAACAGUAAACAGUCACCUACAGCGAGAAGGGUUCCAUCAGAAAGAGUGAAAGGAACACCGGAAAUGAAUCGACUACUUGGUACGUCCACAACUCAUCGGCGAAGUAGCGAUGAGAACUCGUCACCCACUAUUGCCUACCAUACGAUUGCUCAUACCAUGCAGCCACAAAUGACCCAUCCAUCGCAGGAACGGAUUAUAAUGAAUGUUCCCAAAUAUUCUAAUGAGGCAAAAGUUUCGGCAAAUGUAACCAUACCCGGGAAUACAUUUGGAACAUUCCAGCGAACUCAAGGAUCGGAGUAUGCAUCCAAUAGUAACCGACAAAUGUUGCAAAAUCCCCAGAAACCAUCACUGCAAAAUUUAAUAAAUGCAUGCAAUGGAAAUAGCACUUCAGACAGCUCACCUUUGACGCAACAGGAGGCAUAUGCUUCAAUUCAUAAAAACGGGACUGGACAGACGGAAACAACAGUGACACGAAGACGUGCUUCCAAAGAUAACGGAGCAAUUAACAAUGGAUUUGGAAAUACUACUCUUCCGUAUGGAGCAUAUGCAACGUAUAGCCGACCGCAGAAUCAGCAAUUGAUGCAACAGGCUGCUGUUCAAGCUGCCCAGGCAGUUCAUGCCAGUCGAAAUAUGGGCACUAUUUGCAACAGAACACAGACUAAUACAUCGCAGAAUAUUGUUAUGGAUAGUGGGCCAAUAUCUUCAGUACUUUCCAUAAGAAGUAGUCCCGUUGCUGAAAAUCGUUUGGAUAUGCGAACAUCUAUUUCUAGCAGGGAACAUUCACCGUAUCAAAGGACUUCCAACCUAAAAUUAUCAUCAUUCAAUAGCGCUACUCCGAUUAUCGAUUCAUAUAAAUUAAUUGGUGCCCAGCAACAUCGGCAGCAACAGCAGCACAGCUCUAGUGCUGGAUUCACCUGGUCACAGCAGCGGCAAACUUCUCAGAUCUCUCGGCCAGUAGAUUGGAAAAAUCCCUCAUAUGACAAGGCUUCAUCGGCAGCUAGUACAAAUCAGCAAGAACAAUGUUUCACGCCAACAUCAACGUUAACUAGUCAAGGAAGUGCAAGUAACUACUCCUCACAAAGAGCACCUACACCAGGAUCGCCCAAUUCACAAAAUAUUUGCAGUGGUGGACGAUUCGUAAGUAGCGAUACAACUGGUACUAUUAGUCUGUACGGCAAUCUUGAACAUGGUACAUCACAUUUAGAGGGUAAUGAUCGAGAUCGAACACUGAGAGCUCAACAGCAACCAACAAAAUCAUUGCGUACCACAGUUGCUACUGGCAACACCUCGACACGGCAUAAGAUUAAGACUAACAUUGGUGGUUCGCUUCAAGAUGACUCAGCUAAUUACAGUUUAACAUCCAGCAAUGAAUCCACAGAAAAUGCUCGUCUCGGUGGACAAACAAAUCGCAUUAUGGAUUCAACUGAAUUUGCGACCAGUAUUGUUUGA
Molecule: messenger RNA, 3021 nt
Organism: Cercopithifilaria johnstoni
Lineage: Eukaryota; Metazoa; Nematoda; Chromadorea; Rhabditida; Onchocercidae
Source: the annotation of a GenBank genome assembly